AUGCGGUCAGUCGUCUCGUCGAUGGCCGCGACAUGUAGCCCGCAUGACAUGCAUUUACCAUCAAUGUUGGCCACCAUGGACAGGUUCGAACGGAUGACCGAGCACUUGGGGGCGCGGCAAACAUGUGCCACUGAAGCGCUCGGCGGCGUUACUGCUGCGGUGGUGAACGCCGAACAAGUCGAUUCGCUCAUGGCGCGGAUCGUCGACCGAGCCGGGCUAGACGUCAGGAGUGUAAUGCCCGCAGCCUUGGCGGAGUGCUCGUCGUUGCAGCAAAAUAUAUCAUCGCCAUCGUCACCGCCGCCGCAAGACCCGAUCCUGGGACUUGACGAACAACUGGCGAAACUCAGAAACGUCUACGGAUGA
Molecule: messenger RNA, 363 nt
Organism: Rhopalosiphum maidis (corn leaf aphid)
Lineage: Eukaryota; Metazoa; Arthropoda; Insecta; Hemiptera; Aphididae
Product: charged multivesicular body protein 1a-like
Exons: 1
Coding region: 1-363 (120 amino acids)
Source: RefSeq, a predicted model, not a curated record